Molecule: messenger RNA, 7626 nt
Organism: Oncorhynchus masou masou (cherry salmon)
Lineage: Eukaryota; Metazoa; Chordata; Actinopteri; Salmoniformes; Salmonidae
Exons: 13
Coding region: 697-7422 (2241 amino acids)
Source: RefSeq, a predicted model, not a curated record
GCUGAUCUAGACAUACCCAAGACGACUCAAAGCUGAUCCAGACAUACUCAAGACGACUCAAAGCUGAUCCAGACAUACUCAAGACGACUCAAAGCUGAUCCAGACAUACUCAAGACAACUCAAAGCUGAUCCAGACAUACUCAAGACGACACAAAGCUGUAAUCACCACCAAAGGUGCUUCUACAAAGCAUUGACCCUGGGGUUUGAAUACUUGUGCAUUUCCUAUUUCAAUUUCAAUAAUUUUGCUAAAAUGGCUAAAAACAUGUUUUCACUUUGUCAUGAUGGGUGUAGAUGGGUGAGACAAACAUAUUGAAUCAAUUUUUGUAAGACAACUAAAUAAGUAAAGGGGUGUGAAUACUUUCUGAAGACACUGUAUAAGUAUAGAAUAGAUAGUAGAUUUUUUCCCCCUACCCAUUCUAAUAAAUCGAUACUCGAUUGCUCUAGCCUGAACGCAACAACGCCAGUCGCUAUCUUGCUAAAUAUGGUAGCUGCACUUGUGCUCGUACUAGCCUUUAAGCAAGGUGUCCUCAUCUGAAUCCCCGAAAUACAUUAGCCACAGGACAACUUUGUUUUGACGUCGUAAAGGACCAUUAGCCUUAACUGAAUAGAUAUAGCUAGCUACAUUUACCUACCUCCUUUUCCACGCGGAAAACAAUACGUUAGCUGGGAUUUUCUACAAGGGAUCUGCAGGAAAACAUGAAUGGAGAGAAGGAAACAUUGCUGGAAGAAAUCGAACAGAGUUUACACCCUCUAACGGAGGAUAAUUUACGACACCUGUGUGAACGUUGUGGAAUAGAUGGCUCCCAAGUUAAAGGAAAGAACCAUCGCUCGUUGCGACGUAAAAUCAUGGAGGAAAUGUGGGAAAAUGCAGAUUCAGUGAAAUCGGAGGAGCAGGGAAUGUCUUGGUUACUCCGACUGAAAGAUGACAUCAGGAGGAUACAGGAAGAAUCUACUGUGGGACCCAUGAGUCCCAGCCAGUCUGAUGACGAUGCUACAGACUGCGAUGAGGAAUGGGACAAGGAUUGGUUUCCUAGCAACGGGCUGGAGGCGGAGUCAUCUCCAGAGAGGCAUAGCCCAGAGAGUUCCAGCCAGUCUGAUGACGACGACGAUGCUACAACCUGCGGUGAGGAAUGGGACAAGGAUUGGUUUCCUAGCAACGGGCUGGAGGCGGAGUCAUCUCCAGAGAGUUCCAGCCAGUCUGAUGAUGACGAAACGGGGGACAACCCCAACAGUCACUCGCUGAGUGGAAGGGUCUUAUCAUCUGGGAAGGCUCCAGGGUUGAAAGUGAUCCAGCGACCUUAUAGCUGUGAUGUAUGUGAGAAGAGUUUCACUCAAUCAGGAAACCUACGAAGACACCAAACGGUACACACAGGAGAGAAAGCUUACAGUUGUGAUCAUUGUGGGAAGAGUUUUGCUCAUCCAGGAGCCCUGACUAUUCACAAGCAUGUACACACAGGAGAGAAACCUUACAGCUGUGAUCAGUGUGGGAAAAGCUUUUCUCAUCCAGGAGCCCUGACUAUUCACAAGCGUGUACACACUGGAGAGAAACCUUACAGCUGUGAUCAAUGUGGGAGGAGCUGCAGAGAUGCCACAGCCCUGAAUGAACACACGCGUACACACACAGGAGAGAAACCUUUUCACUGCCAUGUCUGUGGAAUGAGUUUUUCUCGACAAAGCAACCUGAAUGUACACAUGCAUACACACACAGGAGAGAGGCCUUGCAUCUGUGAUCAAUGUGGGAAGAGCUUCACUCGGUCAACGGACCUGACCAAACACAGACUCAUUCACACCAGCAAGAAAUCCUACAGCUGUGACCAGUGUGGGAAGAGAUUCACUCGGUCAACGGACCUGACCAAACACAGACGCAUUCACACCAGCAAGAAAUCCUACAGCUGUGACCAGUGUGGGAAGAGAUUCACUCAGUCAGGACUGCUGACUGAACACAAGAGAAAACACACUGGAGAGAAACCUUAUAGCUGUAAUCUAUGUGGCAAGAGAUUCGCUCAGUCAGGAAACCUGACGAGUCAUCAGAAAACCCACACAGGCCGAGAGAAAAACGAGGCAGGUGGAGAGGGAACCCACACAGGAAAGAUACAGGAAGAAUCUACUGUGGCACCUAUGAGUCCCAGCCAGUCUGAUGAUGAUGCUACAGACUGCGAUGAAGAAUGGGACAUGGAAAACAAGGAUCGGUGUCUUAGCAACGGGCUGGAGGCGGAGUCAGCUCCAGAGAACCACACCCCAGAGCAGAGGCAGAGGGGUGUCCUGCCUCUCCCACCCGCCUCCCCUCUCCCCGAGUCCCCAGGUCCUGCCUCUCCCACUGGCACAUUACUACUGGGUUUGAAGAGGGUGUCUGUGCGGCUGGUUGACUGCAGGAAAACACUGGGGCUGAGUGGAACUACGAGAGGAGGAGAAGAGAAGGGAUAUGGAGAUUCAGAUUCGAUGUCAUCAAGUAGGAACAAUGGGGACAACCCCAACGGUCACUCGCUCAGUGGGAGGGUCUUAUCAUCUGGGAAGGCUCCAGGGUUGAAAGUGAUCCAGCGACCUUAUAGGUGCGAUGUAUGUGAGAAGAGUUUCACUCAUUUAGGAGAUCUGAAGAGACACCAGAGAAUACACACAGGAGAGAAACCAUAUGGCUGUGAUCAAUGUGGGAAGAGUUUCCGUACAUCAGGACAACGGAUUAUACACAAGCGAACACACACAGGAGAGAAAUCUUAUAGCUGUGAUCAAUGUGGGAAGAGUUUUGCUCGAACUGAUUACUUGACUGAACACAAGUUAACACACACUGGAGAGAAGCCUCAUAGUUGUGAUCAAUGUGGGAAGGGCUUCACUCGGCCUAACUGCUUGGCUGCACACAAGCUAACACAUACAGGAGAGAAGCCCUACCUCUGCUCAGACUGUGGGAAGAGCUUCUAUACACCAGCAAAGUUGAAAGAGCACGAGCGAUCACACACAGGAGAGAACCCUUACGGGUGUGGUCUGUGUGGGAAGAUCUUUGCUUGUUCGGAUUCCCUGACUAAACACAAGCGUGUACACACAGGAGAGAAAUCUUACAGCUGUGAUCAGUGUGGGGAGAGCUUUUCUCUUUCAGGAGCCCUGACUAUUCACAAGCGUAUACACACAGGAGAGAAACCUUACAGCUGUGAUCAAUGUGGGAAGAGCUGCAAAGAUGCCAAGGCCCUGAAUGAACACAUGCGUACACACACGGGAGAGAAACCUUUUCCCUGCCAUGUCUGUGGAAUGAGUUUUUCUCGACGAAACACCCAGAAAGUACACAUGCGCAGACACACCGGUGAGAAGCCUUACAGCUGUGAUCGAUGUGGGAAGAGAUUCGCUCAUCCAGGUGAUUUGAAAAUACACAUCAGAGUACACACCGGAGAGAAACCGUACGGCUGUGACCAGUGUGGGAAGAGAUUCACUCAGUCAACCAACCUGACUAAGCACAGACGUGUUCACAUAGCCUACCUGCCUUUCAACGUGGGAGAAAACGGAGGACAGAGACGUGCUAACUACGGAGUUGGCUUUUCUACAAGGAAUCUGCAGGACAACAUGAGUGGAGAGAAGCAAACAUUGUUGGAUGAAAUCGAACAGAGUUUACACUGUCUAACCAAGGACAAUUUACGACACCUGUGUGAACGUUGUGGGAUAGAUUGCUCCCAAGUUAAGGGAAAGAACCAUUGCUCGUUGCGCCGUAAAAUCAUGGAGGAAAUGUGGGAAAAUGCAGAUUCAGUGAAAUCGGAGGAGCAGGGAAUGUCUUGGUUACUCCGACUGAAAGAUGACAUCAGUAGGAUACAGGAAGAAUCUACUGUGGGACCCAUGAGGCCCAGCCAGUCUGAUGACGAUGCUACAGACUGCGAUGAAGAAUGGGACAUGGAAAACAAGGAUCGGUGUCUUAGCAACGGGCUGGAGGCGGAGUCAGCUCCAGAGAACCACACCCCAGAGCAGAGGCAGAGGGGUGUCCUGCCUCUCCCACCCGCCUCCCCUCUCCCCGAGUCCCCAGGUCCUGCCUCUCCCACUGGCACAUUACUACUGGGUUUGAAGAGGGUGUCUGUGCGGCUGGUUGACUGCAGGAAAACACUGGGGCUGAGUGGAACUACGAGAGGAGGAGAAGAGAAGGGAUAUGGAGAUUCAGAUUCGAUGUCAUCAAGUAGGAACAAUGGGGACAACCCCAACGGUCACUCGCUCAGUGGGAGGGUCUUAUCAUCUGGGAAGGCUCCAGGGUUGAAAGUGAUCCAGCGACCUUAUAGGUGCGAUGUAUGUGAGAAGAGUUUCACUCAUUUAGGAGAUCUGAAGAGACACCAGAGAAUACACACAGGAGAGAAACCAUAUGGCUGUGAUCAAUGUGGGAAGAGUUUCCGUACGUCAGGACAACGGAUUAUACACAAGCGAACACACACAGGAGAGAAAUCUUAUAGCUGUGAUCAAUGUGGGAAGAGUUUUGCUCGAACUGAUUACUUGACUGAACACAAGUUAACACACACUGGAGAGAAGCCUCAUAGUUGUGAUCAAUGUGGGAAAGGCUUCACUCGGCCUAACUGCUUGGCUGCACACAAGCUAACACAUACAGGAGAGAAGCCCUACCUCUGCUCAGACUGUGGGAAGAGCUUCUAUACACCAGCAAAGUUGAAAGAGCACGAGCGAUCACACACAGGAGAGAACCCUUACGGGUGUGGUCUGUGUGGGAAGAUCUUUGCUUGUUCGGAUUCCCUGACUAAACACAAGCGUGUACACACAGGAGAGAAAUCUUACAGCUGUGAUCAGUGUGGGGAGAGCUUUUCUCUUUCAGGAGCCCUGACUAUUCACAAGCGUAUACACACAGGAGAGAAACCUUACAGCUGUGAUCAAUGUGGGAAGAGCUGCAAAGAUGCCAAGGCCCUGAAUGAACACAUGCGUACACACACGGGAGAGAAACCUUUUCCCUGCCAUGUCUGUGGAAUGAGUUUUUCUCGACGAAACACCCAGAAAGUACACAUGCGCAGACACACCGGUGAGAAGCCUUACAGCUGUGAUCGAUGUGGGAAGAGAUUCGCUCAUCCAGGUGAUUUGAAAAUACACAUCAGAGUACACACCGGAGAGAAACCGUACGGCUGUGACCAGUGUGGGAAGAGAUUCACUCAGUCAACCAACCUGACUAAGCACAGACGUGUUCACAUAGCCUACCUGCCUUUCAACGUGGGAGAAAACGGAGGACAGAGACGUGCUAACUACGGAGUUGGCUUUUCUACAAGGAAUCUGCAGGACAACAUGAGUGGAGAGAAGCAAACAUUGUUGGAUGAAAUCGAACAGAGUUUACACUGUCUAACCAAGGACAAUUUACGACACCUGUGUGAACGUUGUGGAAUAGAUGGCUCCCAAGUUAAGGGAAAGAACCAUUGCUCGUUGCGACGUAAAAUCAUGGAGGAAAUGUGGGAAAAUGCAGAUUCAGUGAAAUCGGAGGAGCAGGGAAUGUCUUGGUUACUCCGACUGAAAGAUGACAUCAGUAGGAUACAGGAAGAAUCUACUGUGGGACCCAUGAGUCCCAGCCAGUCUGAUGAUGAUGCUACAGACUGCGAUGAAGAAUGGGACAUGGAAAACAAGGAUCGGUAUCUUAGCAACGGGCUAGAGGCGGAGUUAGCUCCAGAGAACCACACCCCAGAGCAGAGGCAGAGGGGUGUCCUGCCUCUCCCACCCGCCUCCCCUCUCCCCGAGUCCCCAGGUCCUGCCUCUCCCACUGGCACAUUACUACUGGGUUUGAAGAGGGUGUCUGUGCGGCUGGUUGACUGCAGGAAAACACUGGGGCUGAGUGGAACUACGAGAGGAGGAGAAGAGAAGGGAUAUGGAGAUUCAGAUUCGAUGUCAUCAAGUAGGAACAAUGGGGACAACCCCAACGGUCACUCGCUCAGUGGGAGGGUCUUAUCAUCUGGGAAGGCUCCAGGGUUGAAAGUGAUCCAGCGACCUUAUAGGUGUGAUGUAUGUGAGAAGAGUUUCACUCAAUCAGGAAACCUAAGAAGACACCAAACAGUACACACAGGAGAGCGACCAUACGUCUGUCCUAUAUGCGGAAAGAGUUUCCUUUUGUCAGGAACACUGUCUAGACACAAGAGAACACACACAGGAGAGAAACCAUAUGGCUGUCCUGUAUGUGGAAAGCGUUUCCGUACGUCAGGACAACGGAUUAUACACAAGCGAACACACACUGGAGAGAAACCUUAUAGCUGCGAUCAAUGUGGGAAGCGUUUUACUCAAGCCUGUUCCCUGACUGAACACAAGCGAACACACACUGGCGUGAUGUUCCACUGCUCAGACUGUGAGAAGAGCUUCCCUACAUCAGUGAAGUUGAAACGGCAUCAGCAAACACACACAGGAGAGAAAUCUUAUCGCUGUGAUCAAUGUGGGAAGGGUUUUGCGAGAGCUUAUUCCCUGACUGAACACAAGCGAACACACACAGGAGAGAAACCAUAUGUCUGCAAUCAAUGUGGGAAGAGAUUUACUAACUCGGGAACACUGACUUUACAUCAGCCAACACACAUGGGAGAGAAACCUCGUAGCUGUGCUAUAUACAGCUGUAAGCACUGUGAGUGGAGUUUCGCUCAUUCAGAAGACCUAGCAAGACACCACCAGAGAAAACACAUGUGGGAGGGUAUUCAUGUCUGUGAUCAAUGUGGGAAGAGCUUUGCUAGUUCUGGAGACCUGAUUAUACACAAGCGAACACACACAGGUGAGAAACCAUAUGUUUGUGAUCAAUGUGGAAAGAGUUUUGCUAGUUCGGGAAACCUGAAUAUACACAAACGAAUACACACAGGUGAGAAACCAUAUGUUUGUGAUCAAUGUGGGAAGAGCUUUGCUUCAUCUGGAUUCCUGACUAAACACAAGCAUAUCCACACCGGAGAGAAGCCCUACAGUUGUGAACGGUGUGAGAAGAGAUGUGUUUCCAAAGGAGAGUUGAGAACGCACCAGCUCGUACACCCCAGAGAGAACUCUCUUUUCCUGUGUGAUCGAUGCGGGAAGAGCUUCACACACAUGGGAUCCCUGAAUGUACACAUGCGUAGGCACACAGGAGAGAAACCCUACCGCUGCGAUCAAUGUGGGAAGAGCUUUAUUCAGCCAGUAGAAUUGAAAAUGCACCAACGAGUGCACACUGGAGAGAAACCCUACAGCUGUGAUCUAUGCAGGAAGAGAUUCGCUCAGUCAGGACUGCUGACUGUACACAGGAGAACACACACUGGAGAGAAACGUUAUAAAUGUGAUAUAUGUGGGAAGAGAUUCGCUCAGUCAGGAAACCUGAGGAGUCAUCAGAAAACCCACACGGGCAGAAAGAGAACCCGCAAAGGCGGAGAGAAAAUCCCCACAGGCGGAGAGAGAAGUCAAACAGACGGACUGAAUCACCACCACACCUCCAUCCUCUCAGCCAUCAGUUCUCAGGAUCCCUCUGUGGACUCUGGGUAAACAUCACAGGAUCCCCUCUGUAUUGACUCUGGGUAAACAUCACAGGAUCCCCUCUGUAUUGACUCUGGGUAAACAUCACAGGAUCCCCUCUGUAUUGACUCUGGGUAAACAUCACAGGAUCCCCUCUGUAUUGACUCUGGGUAAACAUCACAGGAUCCCCUCUGUAUUGACUCUGGGUAAACAUCACAGGAUCCCCUCUACUGG